AUGCGCCGUCGGAGAGAAACCAGUGCAACCUCCCGCACUGCCAUUACUGAAUCAUCCACCACGUCUCCUGGAAUUACCGAUGACGAUAGAUCCGUCGAACCUAGCUCGGAGACGGACCUGACGGAACCGGAAUACCUGCCUCCCCCUUCUCAGAAGGUCCAGAGAAGGAAAAUACGGCGAGGCCCUGCUUCAGGACGCGAGCGAGCGGACUUCGCAGAGUUCAAAGUUUCGGAAACUGAGAAUAUCAUAGAUGUGUCGGCCGUGGAGGUGGUUCAUCAGGGCCGUUACGAAGAUCCAGCUGAUGAUACAGAUGAGGAUCUGUCUAAGGUGCCGGGGGAUUAUGGCAAAUCGAAUAAUACCCGGAAACUGAACCUUCGACUGGAGGAUCGCUGGGCUCGGUACUGUCGGACUAAAGCAAUCGAGCCAUCAGCCGAUCCGAAGUGGGAAGAUCCAGAGGAGGCCUUACGUCAAGCCUCCCCAAACGACAUCCACCGGUUUCUGAAUUGGUGUCUCAAGCUGAAGUACGGCUUGGACGGUCGCCGCCUAAAGGGCUACAGAAAAGCCAGUGCCCUUCAAGCGGAUUGGAAGUAUUUCCGAGUCUAUUACACCAAAGUCACGAAGCAGGAGAUGAGCAAGGAAAUGGGUGAGGCGGUGCGCACUGGAAUGAGACACCUGAUCGAUAAACGAGGGUUGGACAAACAGCCCCGGGCAAAUGUCCCGGUCUAUAUCGAAGAUAUGGUACCGUUCAAUGAGACAAUUUUCCAAACCCAGAAAAGGCGAUUUCAUCUUGGCUUUCAGCGAAUUAUUCUAUGUCUCUACAACACCAUCGGGCUAUUUACUGUCAACCGGAAACAGGCGAUGCUACAUCUCCAGUUCAAGCAUUUGCAGAUAACUCUGCAGCGUGAUCCGCAUGGAGGACCACCGGUGCGGAUGAUCGAAAUCGAUCCCCAGUUUGUGAAAAGUGUCCUCGGAAUGUACAAGGUUAAUACCUUCGCCUUACCAGAAAUUAUCUAUGGUGUAUCGCUUUGUUUUAGCCCACACGUAUUACUCUUCAGCAUACUGUUCUAUGUAAAUGCAUUUGAGGCGCCUCACUUGACUUCAAUGGAGGACCUUCGGAGGCUGUUCAUUGAGGAUGGGCGACAGGAGAUGCCACUUCCGCUGAAAAAGGAGAUGGACAACUACUACGUAUUUCCGAAGGUUGACGUCAUCGACGGCGAGCCCCGUAUCUUGUGGGAGACACGCAUGAACGGCUCUACACUGGAUGGGCAGCUUCGGUCAUUCAGUGAAAUACAUGGUUUCCUGAAUCAUUUUUUCUCGCACCAGUUCCGUUACGGGGGAGGAGAAUUGCUUGACCAGAGCG
Molecule: messenger RNA, 1360 nt
Organism: Aspergillus caelatus
Lineage: Eukaryota; Fungi; Ascomycota; Eurotiomycetes; Eurotiales; Aspergillaceae
Exons: 4
Source: RefSeq, a predicted model, not a curated record